AACUAGAUUAACCUCGUAAAUCAGAAAAAUUAUUUAGUCUGAAAAAUAAGCAAUCUAAAAAUACCUCGUAUGUGAGGUAUCAAGAAGGCACUGCAAAUGAAUGGAGUAACCUCGUAAGUAACAGAGAUCCUGUAUGAAUCUAAUGGUGCAGUCUGUGUCUUGAUGUAGCUGUCUGGUUUUCGUUACAUUUCUAGCCUAUUCAAUCAGAAAAUAUGGAUCCUCUUGAAACCAGCCAACAGAAUCUGAUGGGUGUAGACCUGGAUGAUGAUGGAUGGAUCGAUGAUUGGAUGAGUGAUCUACAUAAUUGCCCUUCUGCUCAAAUAGAAUUAACUGAGAAUGGAACUUCAAGAGCAUCUUUAAUUCCACACAAUUGCAGCUCAAGCCCACACAAAACUUGUGAAAACGUCACUGAGGAAACAUGCAUAAGAGAAGAUGAAACUGCCUAUUAUAAAAUUGUUGACAGUGAAGAUAAUCUCAUCAUGGAUGCUACUACUUUUCUGCCAGUCAAUCCUGAAAUAGAAGCUGACAGACCUUCAAGAACAGCUUCAACCCAACAAUGACUACUUGUACAAGUAAUUUAGAUGAAGAAAACAGUCGUGAUUGUAACUUUUUGGAAUCUUGUAGUUCUAUUGAAAUUGAACACAGUUACAGUUCAAGUCCAAACAAAACUUGUAAAAAUAAUAACAUCGACAUCAUGGAAGAGAUUAUGAAAGAGCCUGGAACUGGAAAUUGCCAAAUUGUGAUUAAUAAAAAUAAUGAUGUCAUCGUGGAAGAAAGUAUAAAAGAAUCUGAAACUGCCUGUGACCAAAUUUCUUCAUUUCUGCCUCAAGAAACCAAUAUUAAUCUAUGUGAUGAAGAAUAUGGAAGUAAUGAUGAAGCAGCUGCAGAUGAUCCAGAUUAUGUUGUAUCAGAACAAAGCUCUUUAGAUGACAUCAUUGAUGUGAAUCAAGAAGAAUUAAUUGAAAAUAAUGCUUUGGGUAGGUUCAUCAAUAAAAGAAAUAGAAAAGGCCAAGCAAAACGUGAAGAGUGGUUUGAUUCCAAAAAUAAAAAGCUCCGUGAACAAGGGAAACAAUACACUGGAUGGAAAAAAGAAGAAAGUGGGAAAAGUAAAAGAGGAAAAGAGAGAAAAUCAAGAAAAUUAGGACCAAGAUGCCAAGGUAGGGGAUGUCAAAGAUCUGGGAGAACCUGUAAUGAAGUUUCAAAUGAUGAGAGAGAAACUAUUUUCAGAGACUUCUGGACAAAUUUAUCUUGGGGUCAGAAAAAGACCUAUAUUGCCUCAUUGGUGAGCUGUGGAAUGAAGAAGAGUGUCAAGAAUCCAGGAGCAGCUUCAAGGCGGAAGUCAACAUUAACAUACACUGUUAAAACCACAAAUGGUGUAGUUCAUAAAGUUUGUAAACCCUUUUUCUUAAAUACCUUCGCUUUAGGGGAGUGGACAGUCAAGAAUUGGGCAGCAGAUUCCACCAAUGCUGCUCAAGGGCAUGCAAUCACACCUGCAAAAGUAGCUAGACCAAGAAGAGGGCUUGGUGAGAAUAACCCAAGAGCUGCAGCAAAGCUGAAUGAAUUUUUGGACAACAUGCCCAAACUACCAGCUCACUAUUGUAGGAGGGACUCUUCAAAGCUGUAUAUUGAGCCAGUAUUUGGAAACCGAAUGGCAGAUGUCUAUGCAGAAUAUAAAAGGCAGUGUGAAAAUGAUGAAGAACCAAUAAAACCGUUGUCCACAUGCACAUUUUACAAGAUAAUCCAUAGCAAAAAACUAUCAUUUCAGCAGCCAAAAAAAGACAGAUGUGACUUUUGUGUUGCAAAAGAUGCUGGACUAAUCAGUGAAGAAGAUUACAUUGAACAUGUUAAAUUGAAAGAUAGGGCCAGACAAGAAAAAGCUGAUGACAAGCUGAAAGCUGAUGAAGGUUCUCUAUUUGUCAUUAGCCAAGAUGUCCAAGCAGUGAAGGUGUGUCCAAGUUUAAAUGCAUCAGCUCUAUACUUCAAAACAAAAUUAGUCUGUCACAAUUUUUCAAUUUAUGAGAUGAAGUCUCAUUUUGCAAAAUCAUUUUGGUUCAAUGAGACACAAGCUGACUUAUCAGCAUCAACCUUUGCCAGCUGUGUAAUAGACUUUUUAGAGAAUCGGUGGAAUAAAGAUGAGAAGACUCCUAUUGUUAUUUGGAGUGAUGGUUGCACUAGCCAAAAUAGAAAUGUGAUAAUGGCAAAUGCUCUGUUAUCUUUCAGCAAGGAACAUGAUGUUGAAAUACAACAAAAGUUUUUGGAAAAAGGCCAUACUCAGAUGGAAGUGGACUCAAUACAUGCCAUGAUUGAAAACAAAAUCAACAAUCAGCCAAUCCACUUACCAAGUGACUAUAUAAGGCUGGCAGCAUGUGCCAGAUCAAAUCCAAGCCCUAUUGAACAAAAGGAACUCACCUACGACUUUGUGAAAAACUUUGCUAAGGCAGACCUAUUGAUGUAUGAUAGUAUUAGACCUGGUAGAAAACCAGGUGAUCCUGUGGUGACAGAUAUAAGAGUGAUUCGCUACAAAGAUGGUGAGAUUUCAGUCAAAACAAAAUCAUUUGAUAAUGAAUUUCUUGCUAUUCCUCAAAGAAAACGGAGGAACACUGUUGCUAAAUUAGCUCAAUUCAAACAACUACACAAAGAACCACUAAAAAUAACAAAAACUAAAUGGACCCACUUGCAGCAACUUAAAUCAGUGAUACCUACAGACUGCCAUCCAUUCUAUGAUACUAUAGCUUAUGAAUAAAUUAGA
This is a messenger RNA of Nilaparvata lugens (brown planthopper), 2749 nucleotides long. RefSeq lists its product as uncharacterized. Lineage: Eukaryota; Metazoa; Arthropoda; Insecta; Hemiptera; Delphacidae. The transcript is spliced from 2 exons. The record is from RefSeq and is a predicted model, not a curated record. Bases 557 to 2743 code for a protein of 728 amino acids.